Apis cerana (Asiatic honeybee) is the source of this 3560-nucleotide messenger RNA. RefSeq lists its product as uncharacterized. The record is from RefSeq and is a predicted model, not a curated record. Lineage: Eukaryota; Metazoa; Arthropoda; Insecta; Hymenoptera; Apidae.
GCCACUCUAAAACAAAAUCCAUAUUUUUAAUUAUACAUUUUCAAAAUUGAGCAUAAUUCAGACCAAGAAUAUUGUCAAUUUUCAAAAUAUAUUUUAUUACUAUAUUUUCUCGUAUAUUAUCAAUCGCAUUAUUUUUAUAUACUUGAACAUUGCAUAAAAUAAUUGAAUGUAUAAUAUAGUUUGACACGUUCUUUAUAUCGAUUAAACUUUUAUACGAAUUUAUUAUUCCACGCGUGAUUAAAUUUUUAUAAAAAUGUAUAUCGUCGAUGUUUCUCAACGUACACCCGAGAUUUCAAACAAAUUAGAGGAUUCCAUAUGUAAAGACGGAUACUUGCAACCAGAAAGAGCUCGUUCUACGUUAUAUCAUCAACCUUAUAAGAGAUCAACCUUAAAACUCGAGUCAGAGACGACGUAUAAUUUGUCUUACUCAAAAUUGAGUUUUAUUCCUCAACCAAGGACUAGUUUUGCAAAAUACGAGAAAAUGUUAACGACGAAACCCGGAAAAAUCGAAUCUGAUACGAUAUACAAGCUUUCGUAUCUUCCUUCAACUACGAAAAAACGGAAACCCUUCAUUCCAAGAACAAAUUUAUCUAUUCAUGGUUAUCAUGAUUUGACAACCAUUAAUAAAACGUCUUAUUUAAAUCCUGGAUACGUAAGAACGAUUUCUUUUAAACCGUAUCAAAGUAAACUUCAACAACCGAUACCGAUGGAUUGUACAACAAUAAUGAAGGAAUCUUAUCAAUAUACACCUGUUGAUGUCAAGAGACCACGGAAACGAGAAUUUUGGCAGACUAAGUUCAAGCCAGAUUAUGGAACUACGAAUAAAUUGUCGUAUCAAUAUGUAGAACCGCUUAAGAAGAGAAUUCGCGUAUUCUACAAACCGGUUAUCACCGCCAAAAUUGAAAGAGACACGAUUUAUAAUACGAGUUAUCAGCUUCCAGGUCGCUGCAUAACUAAAUAGAUUAUGAUAGUUUUUUUAUAUUGUAUGUAUAAUAUAUUUAGCAAUUUUUUUUUUAUAGAACAUUUGUUUUUUAAUUGAAGAACAUAUGCAAAUUCAAAAAACGACUCUUGCCAAGUUUUAAUCAUUAGAUUCAAAAUUUGAUUACAUAGCUUUACGAAGAUAUUUUGCGACAAUGUAUAACGAAUAUGUUAUUAAUCAGAAAUUAAUUAUAUUUGUGUAAUUUCAGGAAUUAUGCAAUAUCUCAGGAAAAAGACAAAAAUUUUUUUAUUAUAAAUUCUUUCAAUUACGAUUAAUAUAUUUACCCUGCAUCUGCUUGCAUGAAGAUGGGCAUAUUUUCUGCAUUAGCAGAGGAGCCAAGUACGCAUACAACUUCUCCAUAAUCUUGCAUAAUGUGCAACAUUUCCCUUGUAACAGCGGUGUUGCAAUCGGUGAACAGAGAUACCAAAAGGGGUACAUUGUCUAUUAAUUCUAUGUGUGGUCGAAUCUUAUCGAUGCCUCGAGGUAGUUUUGCCUAGAUACAGGAUGUACAAAUUAAAAAUAUAGGAAAGAAAGAAAUUUUAUCUCAUAGGGAACUCACCCUGUUCGACAAGUCAAAAUUUACAGGAGCGCUUUGCUCCGUGCUGUCUGUGAGACAACUCAAAGAUCGCCAUGCUUCUUGUCCGGAACCCAGGUCUACGCUUUGUACAAGCACGCUAUCUUCGCUUCUCACUGUGUCCUGUUCCCUAUAUAUAGAGAAUCGAUUAUUCGUUAAAUAGUUAUAACAUGUGAUUGAAAUCGAAAUGAACAAAAUGAAAGUCAAAAAGAAUGAAUUAAUCUACCAGAGGUAUAUUGGAAUCCAACGAUUGGAAUGGAUCGGGAAGAGACUGGGUUGGGCUGAAACCAUGGUUAUAUUGUAUUAAUAAUAUCUAGUUCUGAAAAACGGAUUCUCGAAAUUUUUGAAAAUAUUAAAUAUCUAAAAUUUUGGCAUAUUUGAGGAUCUCAACUUUUUUUAUGCUUUCGAGAAUCCCAAUCCUCGAAAAUUCAUUCCAAUUAUUCUGAAGAAUUUUCGAGUCGUGAGAUACUUUUAGGAACACAAUCCAAUUUAUAUUUUAGGAUUUUUGCACGUUUUAAAAAUCUACCAAUAUGUAAAAAUUAAAGCAUAGAUAAAAUAACGAAGGAAUUAAAAAAGCGGAUAAUGAUAUGAAAAAAAGAUCUAGUCUCUAUUGAAAAAAUAUCAAGGGAGAACGAAAAAUAAUUACGAAACGUGUGUUGAUCCUGUUCUCGUGAUCCUUUGUAUUAGAUGACUUAGACUGCCAUGCAAAUUUAAAACAAUAUUAUAGGAAAAUCGAAUCUCAAGGAUAAUUGUAAAGAUAAAUGAUUUUCUCAAAGAAAUGUGCCAAAUAAUAAGUUUAAAGAAGGACAAACCUGUGGCUCAUAGCGCUUUUAACUUGAGAUGUUCCCGUGUCGUUCCAUUCCGUGGUUUCAUCAUCGAAUUUGACGGUGGAGAAAUCGGUAUUUAUAGCACUUGGUGCUGACAUACUCAUAGCACGGCUAUUAUCCAAAUUGGUGCUAUAAUGUAAAACAGAAUCAUACUAUGGAAACAUGAUUAUCUCGUGUACUGUUCAUGCAUGAUGGGAAUUCCUUGUAACACAAACACAUCGAUGCAGCAUAAUUAUGCAGCAAAAAUGUUUGAACGCAUGCUCUUAAUAUCUUUCGAGUGUUCGCCGAUUUUUUCGAUUUCGAGUAAUCGUUUAUCAUGAAGCAAAAAACAUAUCUUUUAAGGAAGAGAUGAUAAAAAUAGAUAAACUUUGUUCUUUCCUUUUAGAUUAUUAUCAGACUGCGGAUUUUUAUGCAUAUUUUUCAUAUUUUAUAUAAAAAUAUUCGACUAUAAAUGUUUAAAAAUUUAAAGGAUAAUUUUCAAAUCAAAAUAAAACGUUUUUGAUAUUGUUUUUCAAUUAAAAAUGACUUCUCUAAGAAUAAUUACUAGUUUGCCUUAAAACUCAAUUAAAUUAUAUUAUAAAAUUAAAAAAACUUUAAACUGCUAUAAUUUCGAGAAUAACGAUUUCCACGAGUGAACGAUCAUUAGAAGCACGGAUCCUUAUUCUUUAUUCUUUUUAUUUUUUUUUGUUUAUUUCAAUACGACUUCCGAUUUCCGAGAUAUCGAAAUAUAAAGAAAGAAAUAAUUUUUAAUUGUUUGCUAUCUCUAUCUUUUUGUUUCACUGAUCUAUCUCAAACUUCAGACAAGUGACAAAUGCGAAAAAGUAUACGAUUCUUGAAAGACAUAGUGCAUUUUCAAGAAAAAAUUGUUUUAUGUUUGAUAAGAGGGUAAAUUAUGUAACAUACCGAGGAGAGACACGAUUAAGCAAGUGGCUGGCCUCAUCCAUGCAGGAGUAAUUAUGCUGAUGAGAUUGGGCUGAGGGAGUGGGUGAGGACAUGGCUGCUGCCUGGCUCACCCACCAACCCACUAGACUCUCGGACCUAAUUAUUGGCGUGUUAGUUACAUACAUUUAUUUAUGUGUAUUUUUUGUAUGUCAUGUAAAUUACGAGAUAUUAACACAUGUGCAUUAGAAUAACUGUUGAAGUGUACAAAAAUAAUUAAUAUAUUAAGUUUCAAAAAGUA